AUGCCAACACCAAAAAACGAAUCAUAUUCAAGUCAAACUAGUGAAAACAUAUUUCGGUUGGCCAAUGUAGCUCCAAUUCCAUUUAAUUUAUCUGAAGUUUUCGGCGAUUUUAAUCAACCAGCUUUAAGAAGAUUUUUCGAUGAACAUAAAAAAUUGGGCUUAGAUAUUUCACCAUUCAUUUUUGGUUUUCUUGUUCAUGCUGCUGUGAUGCUCGAUGGAGCAGAGUUAUAUAAUCCAGAUGGUACUGGGUAUUUCUCAUCUAUGAAUCUAUUUGUUCAACUUAUCGGUGAACCCGGUACAAAUAAAUCUGGUAUAUUAAGAUCAUUUAGUUCUACUAUGUCUGUAUUAUCACGUGUAUUUCCACAAUUUUUCAGUAAACCAGUAACUGAAAAUGUUAUUGGUAAAGAAACAGUCGAUAAUAUUGAUUUAAUUGUAAAUAAUGAUACGGAAUUAUCUUUAUUUCAAAAAUUAUCUAAACGUGAAAAUGUCUUCAUAUUUUCUGACGAGUUGGACGUAAUCAACAUAAGAUUCGGUGUUUAUUUAGGAGGCUCGAUGGACAAUGAUGUUAAAACAAUAGGCUCCAGAUUGUUGUGUCAAGGAUAUGAUGUUAUAAAAGAUCUUUCAAGAACAACUGGGUCCACAUCAUUUUAUAUUGAUAGAGGAUCAAUAAACAUUUUUGGAGCUAGUACAGGUAAUAUGUUAUCGACUGUUUAUCGUCAAUAUCGAAAUUCUUUGAUGUCGGAUGGCACCGUCAGUCGAUUUAUAUACAUUGCUACAUCAGCACAUAAGCCUGUAGAUCCUCCUGGUGAAAUUCUAUCGCCACAACCGAAUAUGGUUCAUAUUCUGAUCAUUAUUCGUCUUCUAGGCGAAUAUAAACCAAUAUUUGUGUUUGGCGAUUAUGAGAAAGAACCUGAAGUUCCAAAUACAGUUACAAUACCAAAUGAUAUACAACAAUUAAUACGAGAUAAUGAUAAUUCAAUUUCUCCAACUGAAAAUAUAAAGGAAUUGAAACCAUCUGUUGUUAUUCCAUAUGAAGAGAGUGAUCGAGAAAUUGAUGGUAGUCUUUUAUCACCACGUAUAGCCUUAAAAAGAACUAUGGAUUAUUAUCACAAUAAAUCAUUACAAACCGAUCAACAAGGAAGUUCAAUUUAUACACCGUUGCAACGAGCAUUUUAUCGUAAAAGUGGUAUAAAAUUGGCACGAAUUAGUGCUUUAUGUUAUGCUAUUUCAUACGCAAUAAAAAUUUGCUACGAAUCAAUUCAUUUAAUUCGUUUUGGUGAUGGUUUAUUCGUGAAAGACCGUAUUGAUAUUCAACAAUAUAACAGAUUGUUUUUAUUUUAUGAUCAUGCUAAAAAAAUUAUUAAAGAAAAAAUGGACCAACUACCAUCAUACGGGUCCAAUAAUCGUCCUCUGAUUGUAGUAAAUAAAGCUGCCGUAAAAGCAGCUGAAGUACUGUUUGAAUAUUCAUCGAAAACUAUUGAGUUGCUGUUUGAUGAUUCAGCACUCAUCAAGGUUAAUAAUGAUUCAUCACUCAUCAAGGUUAAUAAUGAUUCAUCAAAUAUUGCCAACAUUCUAUCAACAAAAAAUCCGUUUUUUGAAGAACAAACAAUUUUAUUGACAAUGACAUCGCCGAUUUUAUCAAAGGCAUGGUUUACUAAUCCAACAACGGGUUUACCAUAUACAGGCAUUUUUAAAAAUUAUGCAAAAUCUAAAAGCAAAAUGAUUCGUUUAACUGAGGCUAUCAAUUAUUUAGUAAAUACUGAUUUGGUGCAAUGUGGUACCGGUAAUAAAAAGCAUCUUGUUGGUGCACGAAAAGAAACAUUUAUAAAAAUACCACCAUGUAUUAUUCGUACCGAUCAAAAGAGAUUAACAGCACUUAAAUCAAUAAAUAUUAAUAUUGAUCAAUACGAACAUAUUUAUAUGCAUUCUCCUUUACCAACAAAUAUGGAAUUAACCGAAGAAACAAUUAAAUUGAUUCUUUCCAAUGAUAAUUAUAUUCCAAUUGUUCAUUUAUUUAAUGAUAUUCGUAUCGAACAAGAAAUGGAACGUCGAGUUGCCGCUUAUAUGGUUCACCAAGAAUUUAUUCAAGGAAAAAACCAAUACCAUAUCAUUUCAUCUUCUCAACAAAUUGAUCAUAAUAUUUUUGAAUUUGAUCUGGAUUCAUUAUCCAAUAACAACAACAACAAUUCAUCAACAUCUGAUGUACCAGUUCUUCCAAUUGAUAGUCUAUUACCAUCUUCGUCAUCGUCACCUCAUAUUGAAAAAUCUUUAUUUUCUUCAUUAUGUACAUCCAGUUUAACAACAAGAAAUUCUACCAAUAAUGCUCUGCCAAAUCAAAACCAUCAAGAAAAUAUAUCUUUUGAACAAGAAUUAUUUGAAAUCGAACAAGAUUUUUUAAAAAGUCGUUGUGAUUCAUCAAUUUCUAUUAACACGAACAUUAUUAACAAUAUGUCUAACGAAAACAUAUUAGUUACACAAGUAUCUGAUCCUGGUGUUCAUAAUGCGUUAGUCUUGACAAAUCAAUUGGUCGACCUUGAAAUGAAUACAAGCAGCAAUUUGAGAGAAACACAAACUAUUAAUACAUUACAAUCAUUUAAACCAACAUCUACUCUUAGUCGAAACACAAACUUCUCAUUGAAACGUUUGUUGGAAGAAGAAAAUGAAAAUUACAGAAAAAAACAACAAAAACAUACUACCGAUGAAAAUGAAGUUGGUGAAUCUACAACUUCACCUGUAGGAUACAAAUGGAGUUUAACACAGCCGGUUUUGUCUUCUCCAAUUAAUACAAAUUCAACAAUAACGAUUGGUAGUACUCACAUUGAUACAAACUUGCUUCAAAAUAAUAGUGCUAUUUUUGCACAACCAUCUACUGUUACAAAUAUCAAUAUGAGCUGUGAUGAUGUUGAUGCUGCAUCAUUUAUUGUCAAUACGCUAGCAAAUAAUGUUCAUAAUCCGAUCACUUCGAGUAUAUGUCAAACUGAUAAUAUUCAAUCGGAUGUAUUUCAUUCAACCAGUUCAACACUUAUUACAACUGCUGUUAAUAUGUCAAACUCUGUUUCAAUGACUGAUUAUCAACAUCAUAACACAAAUAAAUCUUUAUUCUAUCGAGAUAUGAGCGUGCAAGCGGAUACAGAACCAUCGUUUGAUACAACAAUAUCAUCCUCAAAUAUCGUUGUUCCAAUUAGUCCAAAUGAUAAUGAAAUCAACAUGAAUCUUGAUACUAAUAAACCUUCAAUUGAUACUGAAAAAAAUGAUUGCUUUUCAUCAACCAAAAAAACUGAUGAUAAAAUUUUGUCUCAAAUUUAUAACAAACUGAUUUUAUCAGACUCAAUAGUUAUGUCAAAAACUGACAUAUGUAUAAGAUUAAAACAUGUCUCUACAUCGACACGAAUCCGUGAUCAAGCGAUCAAUGAUUUAGUGAAUGAUAAAUUACUUGUUAUUGGUGAUUGGUUUAGUAUAAAGAAUAUCAAAGGUGUUGUAAAUUUCACCGGUUAUCUCAAAGGUUUUCCAGAAAAUAAUGUACGAAGUCAAAUGGAAUUUGCCAGCACAUUGGCAAAAUAUUCUAUUGAUUUUAUCGAGUUCGAAAACUCUUUUAGAAAAGAUAAAGUUGUUCUUCCACGUACACUUGAUGCAUCCGAUAUCAAACAAUCAAAAUGGUUGUAUUCACAAGCUUUAAUGGACACAGUUCUGUGUAAUAAUUUUCUAAAAGAAAGAGUAAUAAUUGAUCCAUCAGCUGUUCUUCAUUUGGCAAAUAUUCAAUCAAAACAUGUUAAACGUAUUCGUAAACCAAGAAAAACAUUUUCUCCAUCUGAUCAAAAUUAA
Messenger RNA from Rotaria socialis, 3822 nucleotides. The record is from the annotation of a GenBank genome assembly. NCBI's taxonomy places the organism in Eukaryota, Metazoa, Rotifera, Eurotatoria, Philodinida, Philodinidae.